AGAUGCAAACAACCAAAAAAAAAAAAAAAAAAAGAAAAGAAGGAAAAAAUUGUCUUUGAGAAUUGAAACUUAAGAAAGAAGAAAGUGGAGGAGGAUAUUAACUGCAAAUAUAACGCAGAAAGAAAAAGACAAAAACAAAAAAACAAGAAAUCAAGUGUAACGGCGUCGGUUUCAGCGAAAAACCGCCGACUUCCCGCUAUUAUUUUAGCAUUUUUUGCUGACAUCCUUCUAGAUUUCUGCUUGUCACAACCAUUUCCCUCUCCCUCCUCCUCUCUCUCUCUUUCCAAAGGAGUUACUCGCCGGGUCGACCCAGACGCCAUGUUCUUCCUCCGAGUCCACUCGGUGGACGUCAACCACCCUCUCAGGUUUGAAAAUGUUGAAUUCACAACGAAAAACGCCUCGGUUGCUCCAUCAAACCCUAAUAAUCCAUCUCCGAAAUUCAGCGAACGAAGAGGCGUGACGCACCUGUUUCGGAGCAAAUCGCAUUCUUCGCUUCCAAACACUGGUUCGAGGUCCACUCUCAUCUUCGUCCUCGCCGUCCCCAACUACGUCUCCUUCGAGGAAUUCAUCCAAUUCUGUGGUUCCCGCAUCGACCAUGUAAUCGAGCUCAUCUUCAUCAGGAACGAUGGGAUGGAAGAUCGCUACAAUGUUUUGAUCAGGCUUAUGAAUCAGUUGACAGCUGAUGGAUUUUAUUGCAGUUUUAAUGGGAAGAAGUUUUCACCUGGCGAGGCUGAGAUCUGCCAUAUCCUUUUUCUACUUUCUGUGGAGUACACAGAAUCAGCUGAGUUAGCUGGAACACCUCCAGAUGGGUGCACAGAAUUGCCUACUUGCACGGUUUGCCUAGAGAGGUUGGAUCCAGACACUAGUGGAAUUCUGAGUACACUCUGUGACCAUUCUUUCCAAUGUCCUUGUGUUUCGAAAAGGACUCACUUGUCUUGUCAGGUUUGCCGAUUCUGUCAGCAGCAGGAUGAGAAACCAACUUGCUCUGCUUGUGGAACAUUGGAAAAUCCAUGGAUUUGUAUGAUAUGUGGGUUUGUAGGAUGUGGAAGGUACAAAGAGGGGCAUGCUGUCAGGCAUUGGAAGGAUACACAGCAUUGCUAUUCUCUUGAGUUGAGCACACAACAAAUCUGGGAUUAUGUUGGUGACCGAUAUGUUCACCGGCUGAACCAAUCAAAAAUUGAUGGCAAAUUGGGUGAAAUGAACUCUCGCUGCAUACCAUUUGGAGAUUGUGGUAGUUGUGCAUGUAGUGAAGACUCUGGAAUUAGUGCAGCACUCUAUAGCAGCAAAGUUGAAACAAUUGUGGAUGAGUAUAACCAUCUUCUUGCUAGUCAGCUUGAGGGUCAAAGACUAUAUUAUGAAUCUCUACUCAUAGAGGCAAGAAGUAAAUUAGAAAGUGCAAUUGUAGAAGCAGUAGAGAGUGCUGUGACUCACAAGAUGCAGGACAUAAAAAGUAGUCUGGAAAAAUGCAUAGAGGAUAAAAAUGCUGUGGCAGAAGUUAAUAGAACUCUCAUAAAAGAUCAAGAAAUUUGCCGUAAGAAGUUUAAGGAAAUUGAAGAGCGGGAAACUGCAUCGCUGAGGUUGAGGGAUGAGAAGAUACUUGAUUUGGAAGAGCAGAUUAGAGACCUUACAGUCUACAUUGAAGCCCAAAAAACGCUGAAUGACAUCACAGAUUCAGAUGGCAUCAAAGGAGGAAGUCUCUUACCAAUACCAUCAAGACAGUCUCCCCCAUCUAACACCAGAAGGUACACAAAGUCAGGCCGAAGACGGAAUUAGAAGGCUGUCAAUGUCAGAAAUGGCAUUCACAUUGUGAAUACAUAAAGCUUUGCCAGUUCGGUUAAUUCACCAAGGAUAAUUUAGAUUGCAACAGUGAGUUCUGGUGACACAUAGUUGAUGGUGUUGUGUUAUUGUAGAGAAACAAUGCAAGAAAAUCUGAAUGAUGGUCUCUUGGAUCUUGGAGUUGCUAUUUAAUAGUUGUUCUCUAUUAGGUCUUUCAUUAUCCAUAUUGAUUUUCAAGCAUAAUUGAGAUUGAUUUGUAUGAUGUAUAAGGAAUAAAUCAAUUUAAACAGAAGAAAUUUGUAAAACAAA
This is a messenger RNA of Ziziphus jujuba (common jujube), 2085 nucleotides long. RefSeq names its product BRAP2 RING ZnF UBP domain-containing protein 1. The transcript has 11 exons. The record is from RefSeq and is a predicted model, not a curated record. The coding region runs from base 319 to 1773 and encodes 484 amino acids. Gene Ontology annotation, molecular function: ubiquitin protein ligase activity; zinc ion binding. NCBI's taxonomy places the organism in Eukaryota, Viridiplantae, Streptophyta, Magnoliopsida, Rosales, Rhamnaceae. Gene Ontology annotation, biological process: Ras protein signal transduction; protein ubiquitination. Gene Ontology annotation, cellular component: cytoplasm.